GCUUUCUCCUCCCCUCUCCAUCUUCCUGACCCUUCUACGCGUUCUUCGCCUGGACAUGCUGUGUUCUCUUCCACUUUAACAGCAUACAUGGCGCCAUCCCCUUCCGUACAGACCCCUACUGUCCGUGGUCGCGGCAGAGGUCGUCCUAGACUUCGUGCCCGCGGUAGCUCAAUACUAUCUUCUCGAACGCGCCCACCUUCGGCGAGCAGUGAGAGUAGAACUCCGACUGGGAGGAGGAGGCCAACAUAUCAGAAUGGCUAUAGGCCCGGAGGCGCAGGGGGUGGCGGAAGGUACAUGAACCCCGCUACCGGGGAGGUUAUAACGGCCAACGAGUGGAAUGCCGCUAGAGGAGGUCCUGUUGCACGAACACGAAGGGUGCCUGCACGAGCAUCAGCAACGCCGGCAGUUCCGGCUUCUGUCACCGGGGCCGACAUCAAGCCGCGAGAAGAACGAAGCUACACCGAGUUCCAUAUCGAUUUAGAUAUCAAUCGCCCGCUUAAUGUCUACUCGGCCGAGGUGAUUGAUGGCGAGAAGCCUGCAAAGGCUGCGGAUGUGCAAGAGAAGUCGGAGCUUCCUCAAGAGGGUCAGGGAAACGGGUCUAUGUAUAGUGCGGGGGUCCCUAUUCUACCCGGGCCGUGGCCACCUACCGUUGACAGUGGAGUCUUCUGUACUGGGGGCGAUAUCAGUAUGGAAGAUGCCAGCAUCUCAGGCUCUUUUGAGAAACACUUGCAACCCCUUCCCAUGAUAGCUAUUGAUCCGGCGCUUGCCGCUCUAACCCCUCCCCCGCCCCCCUCUAAUACGAGCAUUGACACUCCGUCUAUCCCAACUGAUCCGGCACUUGUGGAAGUCACGCAUGGCGCCCCGCAAACACCGGCAGUGACGCCUACCGAAGAGCUUGCUUCGGCUUCGGGGCAAAAAUUAAAUUCACGGCUUACGCCAUCUUUCUACGGCCCCUCUAGGGGUGGCAAAGAUGGGCAAACACUUGCCUCCCUCCGUGCCCACCGAUCAACUACUGGGAGGCCUUCACGGAAAUCUUACGCCCCACCAUCCGCUGGGCGGGGCUCUAGAAUGAAGACCAACAUUCAAGAUCCGCCUGACCUACCAAAAACGGAGCUCAAGAAACCUGAGUAUCGGAAAAUUACACCAUUUCAAUUUUCCGAGGCAGCCUGGUUGACGCCCAUUGGGAGCACGGGACCCCAAGGGUUGAACAAUCCUCCCAAUCGCUCUGGAUCAAACGUUGAUAGCGCAAUGAUCGCUCUAGGAUACCAGGAGACCUCGCGUUUCGAACGCCCACGUACACUUGUUCGAGACCGCCCAGACACCCUGAUUGACGACCAGCUACAGUCAGUUGAAGUAGUCGAGAAGGUGGAGUACGACAUGGAUGAGCAAGAUAACAAAUGGCUCACUACAUACAAUAGUCAUAGGAGGAUGAGGGAUGUUCAGCCCAUCACCAGGGAGAUGUUUGAAGUCGCUAUGACUAAGAUAGAGAAGGAGUGGGUAACUUUGGAGAGAAGGAUACCUAAGACCGUUGCAAAACCCCAUGGCUCUACCUACGGAAACCGGCGGAGAAGCUCAGGAAAUGACGGCGACGAGGACGGGGGCGAAGAUAGUAAAUGUGUUAUCUGCGAUGAUGGCGAAUGUGAAAACUCUAACGCCAUCGUCUUCUGUGACGGGUGCAAUUUAGCAGUUCACCAAGAGUGCUACGGAGUGCCACAUAUUCCGGAAGGUCAGUGGCUUUGCCGCAAAUGCUUAGCUAUACCCAAUAAAACAGCUGUAUGUGCACUCAAUCUUUUGCAGUUAACUUUUACUAACCAUAAGAAUCACAGAACUGCAUAUUCUGUCCAAACACAGACGGGGCCUUUAAACAGACAACCAACACCAAGUGGGCACAUUUGCUAUGCGCGAUAUGGAUUCCUGAGGUUAUUCUGGGUAACACGUCGUAUAUGGAGCCAGUUGAUGGAAUGGACUCGGUGCCAAAAUCAAGAUGGAAGCUGGUCAGCUGUCACAAUCCGAGUUUCAUGGGGAGAUCUCUAACAUUCAAUAGAGCUGUUACAUCUGUAAGCAAAAAAUGGGAGCUUGCAUCCAAUGCAGUAAUAAAAAUUGCUUUAUUGCAUUUCAUGUUACUUGUGGCCGCAGAGCGAGGCUUUCCAUGAAAAUGAAGAAUAGUUUGGGAACGGGAGCACUUAUGGAAACUUCGGCUCUUAAGGCAUAUUGCGAUAAGCAUGUACCUGAGCAAUGGAGGAGGGACAAUGACGUAUGUUGUCAAUCUAUUUCUCGUGAUAUUUUCGGUGAGAAUCUAAUAUUGUACCGUGCAGGUGGAUACUGCUGUGGCCGAUGCGAUGGACUUUUAUGCUAGUACAAUGACUGGCACGCAGUGGGGUGAUAGCCAGUCCGCUGCGAUGGCUGGGCCUGACCAUGGCCUACGCAACGGCGUAUUACGAAACGGAAACCUUCCGCGGGUUACCUUAACUUUUGGGAACAAACGGAAACGCAGCCAAGACCCCAAAUCGACGUGGAAACUUUCCUCGGGUGCUCCAGUUAUACCUCGAGUGAUCCACGACCGGGUAGUCAAAUUCAUUUGCCGGUUUGAAGUUGUUGAGGUCGCAGAAUUUGUUGCAAGUGCCUGCAAAUACUGGACCCUGAAACGUGAAUCUCGGCGCGGCGCAAGCCUUGUGAAGAGCCUUCAAGCUUCAAUCAACAGCUUUACAUCUGCAGAGGUGGUCAAAAAGAAGUAUUCUGGCGCCGGAUUCAAACAAGGCACGAUGGAUCUCGAGAAACGCAAAGAAUUCGCUCAUGGCCGUGUUUCUGAAUUGGAGCGUUUGAGGGAGAUAUUCGAGCAAAAGCAGGAAAAGGAAAACAAGAACACCGAAACGACUAAUUUUAUGGAGGCGUAUACGGACUUGAACUACUUUCCUGAGCUUCCACUCAUUAGGAAUGUCUUUGAAAUUGCUAGGAGGUAAGUCUUCGCGCAUUUGCAGAUUAAAUGCUUGAAGUGGCUUUUGCCCCUCUCGGAGUUGUCUGCUGACAACAGUUUAUGAUACAGUCUCGAUCCGAAUCAUGUUUUCAUCAAUGGAUUUUCGCUGAUCGAAGAGCGAAUAGAAAACCGCUUGUAUCCUAACGUGGGUGCAUUUGCGUGCGAUCUCUUGUCUGUUCUUAAAUCGCCGCCUUCGCAACCGGUUCUGGAGUACAAGAUUGUUUACCGAUAUCAACUGGGAUCAGGCUUGAUACACUCAUCGCCAAAAGACGAUUUACAGGGUACAACGGUUGCGUCGCUGAUUUUGCCGCACGUCCUCCCACUUCUAGAAGAUGUCAGAAGGUCUGAAUUAGAGAUACGAACCCGUCCCCCUCCUAUAGAGAUAAUUGGGGGCGAUGUUAUCGACAUGAAACCCAUUGGUACCUACGAUGGCAUGAACGGAGAAACUUUCUCAUCAAUGGAAAACAACAAUGCGCUGGCCCCACAUAUACAGUUACAAGAUUCCUCCGUUGUCUUACCACCGUUGAACAUCGAUCAGGAGCUCGGGGUUCAUUGGGACAAUGGAAGGCCGCCGUGGUAUCUUAAAGACCUUGCUCCUGUCGGGCUUCGGGUAGAAGCGGAAGUAUGGAGCCCGCCGAGUGAAGAUUAUGAUGAUGAAUGUGACCUGAACGGGAAUCCAGCUAGGGCACAUUCUUCAGUGCCCCCGCUGGAAUCUCAUUUGUCUCUUUCGAUGUCGGGGUGGGGUCAAAGAAUCGCUCAGGCAAUCGGUCAAGCACCACGGGGAAGCGCUACCGAUCCCCGGGCGCCGAUGCUAGAUAGCAGAGUAGAAUUGGUUCCUAAGCCUGAGCGAAAUCCCGGCGAAAACGACUCCCUAAUGGAUGGAUUUCGGGCUGUAGACCUUCCCUCGCCUCUCCGUACGAUUGACGAAGGUGCUGCUCCCGGAAGAGACCAUACACUUCCGAGCAUUGGUAGCAGAAUGGGCAUUCCGGGGCCGCCACCCAAUCUUCUGGCAGCUGUUCUAACUGAUACCCCCACCCAAAAUGGCACCUCCGCCUCAGCUAGCCGCCCAGAAUAUCCGCCCAUGGAAAUCGAUUCAUCUAGACUCGGCGAACCCAGCAGCACUCAACCAGUGGCUGGCAUAAACGGUACGUUGGCGCCCCCACCAGCGGCUUCAGUGGCUCCAGUGGCUACGACCGGGCGGAAGAGCAGGAAAGGCAUGAUUUUUCCUAGGCAGAGUAAUGGUCGGUUCGGGACCACAAAGGGAGCUGCCGGCGCUAGUGGUGCUAAGAAGGCCCGCAAGAAGAAAUGGUAGACGAUGCUCCUGUAAUAUGGGGUUGUUGGGGUAUCUGUGUUUCCAAAUAUCUGUAUUAUUAGAUGACUUGCUUUUAAUCUGAUGAGGUCUGGUUGUUCACUUGACACCUCCUUUUCCUUCCCUCCUUACUCCUUCCUUUCUUUCCACCCUACUGCUUCUUAACUACUACUGUAUUCUUCUUCAAACCUACUUUACUUGCCACUUCAAUUGUUUUCCAUGCUUUUUCUUUGCCCUUUUCUUUGCUUCUUUCAUUAUCGUGGGAAUUCUGGAAUUGAUAGUUUGUUACCGGGGUUUAGGGUCGGGUCGGAUAGUACUCGCUUUUUUUUCCUUCUUUCCUUCUCGUUUCCUUUUUAACUUGCUUUCAUUCCUUGCAUGUUUUGGAAGGCGAUGUAGUGCGCGCAGUGUAGUUUUAAAGUUAAAGGUACAUUUCUGAAAGGAU
Molecule: messenger RNA, 4725 nt
Organism: Tuber aestivum (summer truffle)
Lineage: Eukaryota; Fungi; Ascomycota; Pezizomycetes; Pezizales; Tuberaceae
Source: the annotation of a GenBank genome assembly